Messenger RNA from Girardinichthys multiradiatus, 2245 nucleotides. RefSeq lists its product as uncharacterized. Gene Ontology annotation, molecular function: monocarboxylic acid transmembrane transporter activity. Lineage: Eukaryota; Metazoa; Chordata; Actinopteri; Cyprinodontiformes; Goodeidae. Bases 549 to 1865 code for a protein of 438 amino acids. The record is from RefSeq and is a predicted model, not a curated record. Gene Ontology annotation, biological process: transmembrane transport; monocarboxylic acid transport. The transcript is spliced from 6 exons.
CUUCGUUUUUGGCCUGACCUUUGGUGUGAUUAAGUCCUUUGGUGUAUUUUAUGUUGAGAUACAGCAGUACUUUGAAACCACAGCAGCAGGAACAUCAUGGAUCACCUCUAUCACUGUGGCCACCAUUCACAUUGCAGCAGGAACAGGGAUGCUGGUCAGACUUGAGAUGGAUGGCGCUAAAUCCAGGACAAUCCUGCAAGAAAACCUGUUAGAGGCUGCAGAAAACUGGAGACUGGGGUGGAGGUCGACCUUCCAGCAAAGCAACCACCCUGAACAUACAGCCAGAGAUACAAUCCAAUGGUUUAUAUUAGGGUUUCUCAGUGUUGGUUUUAGGACCAACUGUCCUGCAGCUUUUAAAUUAUUCUCUGCUGCCACAAACCUGAUUUAAAUGGAUGGGUAAUUAACAUGCUUCUGCAGCACUUGAUGGCAGCUGAGGAGGUGAUGCAAUACUUUAAAUCAGGUGUGCAAAGGCAUGUCUAAAAGAUGGACGCCUGUGGACUUGGAGGACCAGGGUUGAGAACCACCAGUGUAGAUCAAAGCAUAACUGUAUGUUAUAUUAUAGAGGAAAACAGUUUCUGGAUGUGCAAGCUGGUAGAGACAUACAUACAGCAGUGACUGGAGUGAAAGCCCCAGUAGCCUCUGCUCUGAGUGCACGCUUCAGCCAUCGCUCUGUGGUAAUCAUGGGUGGGCUCAUAUGCAGUGCAGCAGUUGUGUUUGGAGCUUUUGCCCGUAACCUGACUGAACUCUACAUAACCUUUGGUUUCCUAAAUGGUUUUGGCUAUGCAUUAACCUGGACCCCUGCAGUGACCAUGCUCGGCAUGUACUUUGAGAAGAAUCGUCCAGUGGUUAAUGCCUUGGCUAGUGCUGGAGAAUGUAUUCUUACAUUCAGCCUCACCCCUCUGUUCCAGCUGUUGAUCGACAGCUUCUCUUGGAGGGGAGCUUUGCUUAUCCUGGGGGGAUUGCAACUUAACCUGUGUGUUUGUGGGAUGUUGCUCAGGCCCCUGGGGACCUUAAGAGAUGGUACUUAUAUCAAUAUGGGCAAAGAAGAGCAGGAAAACCUCCCAAUAGAAGAUCUGGAUGAAACAAAGCUGAGUUUUCAAAUAGAAAGUGAAAUGAACAUAUUGGAAUUAUCUGCUCAAGAGACAGUUAAGGAUUGUGUCGAAGAUCCUGAUGAGACAUCUAGCUUGACCAAAACCUCUACAAGCAGUCAAAAGAGGACCAAACUGCGGACUACUAUCCAAUAUUAUGUAGAUUACACACUCAUUACAAAUGGCCGGUUCAUGGUUUAUUCCAUGUUCGGGGUGUUUGCUGCACUAGGGUUCUUCGCCCCAUCUCUGUUCCUGGUUCCAUACGCUCGCAGUAAAGGAAUCAAAGAAUACCAGGCAGCAGCCCUCCUGUCCAUCUCUGCUGUGUUGGACCUCUUUGGAAGAGUGUUCUUUGGCUGGGUGGCAAACCUGAAGCUUGUUGAGACGGUUCAGCAGCUGACAGCCACAGUGAUUCUGCUCGGUACCGUUUUACUCCUCUGCCCUCUGGCCUCAACUUUUUCAGAGCUGGUUGCUUUCAGUGCUGCUCACGGCCUGGUGUACGGUGCCACGGUCGCCAUCCACAUCACAGUGCUGCCUGAGGUUGUGGGGGUGGAGAGGCUCGGAAGCGCUCUGGGGUUUUUCAUGCUCAUACGCAGCAGCGGAGGCCUGCUUGGACCGCCCAUCGCUGGUUUCUUCAUUGACAAGAUGGAGAAUUAUGGGACAGGCUUCAUCAUGUCUGGUGUGGCCCUUAUCGUCUCUGCUUUGUUCCUUCUUAUUCUCCACCAGAUGAACCGAAGGGGUCAAAGAACCAUCACAGCUACCAAUACUGCACACAAAUAAAAAGAGAGUGGGACAAAGGCAUCACUAGAACUCAGCCUGUGGUUCAUGUGUUCAGCUCUAAUCAGUAUCCAAAUAUCACCCAAUGUAAGGGUAGCUGAGGUUAGAGCCCAACAAAUUAGGUCAUGUUAAACAUAAUCUGCAGGAUCAUCUCUGUUUAGAAAUAUGGAAAUAAAAGUUAAAGGCUGCAUGCUUUAGUAAAUGUUCGGCGCUAGGGAUACUUACAAACAUAGCAUAAAAUCCAAGAAUGUUUGUGUAUUUUCAACAAUGCUUGGCAAUAAAUUGUAUACUGGAAUGUUUUUUAAUGGGCAUAACUCACAUGCUAAACCUUUUGCUAAGUUUAUUUAUCUAAAGUAAUAAAAGGGCUGUUUCUAAAUGUAAAA